Messenger RNA from Cebus imitator (Panamanian white-faced capuchin), 6401 nucleotides. It is a transcript of the gene CHD5, whose product is annotated as chromodomain helicase DNA binding protein 5. Gene Ontology annotation, cellular component: NuRD complex; nucleus; chromatin. Gene Ontology annotation, biological process: negative regulation of transcription by RNA polymerase II; chromatin remodeling. Lineage: Eukaryota; Metazoa; Chordata; Mammalia; Primates; Cebidae. Gene Ontology annotation, molecular function: ATP binding; DNA binding; ATP hydrolysis activity. Bases 136 to 6003 code for a protein of 1955 amino acids. The record is from RefSeq and is a predicted model, not a curated record. The transcript is spliced from 42 exons.
GGGCAGACGGCCGCCAUCUUCUCGCCGAGGCCGCCUCGCCCGCCGCGCGCGCCCGUCCGGCAGCGCACGGGUUAAGGCUGGCACCGCGCCCGGCGGGAGGGGGGGCGCCCACCUCCCCUCCUCCCCGCGCCGGGCAUGCGGGGCCCACUGGGCACCGAGGAGGAGCUGCCGCGGCUGUUCGCUGAGGAGAUGGAGAACGAGGACGAGAUGUCAGAAGAAGAAGAUGGUGGUCUUGAAGCUUUCGAUGACUUUUUCCCUGUGGAGCCCGUGAGCCUUCCUAAGAAGAAGAAACCCAAGAAGCUCAAGGAAAACAAGUGCAAAGGGAAGCGGAAGAAGAAAGAGGGGAGCAAUGAUGAGCUAUCAGAGAAUGAAGAUGAUCUGGAAGAGAAGUCGGAGAGUGAAGGCAGUGACUACUCCCCGAAUAAAAAGAAGAAGAAGAAACUUAAGGACAAGAAGGAGAAGAAAGCCAAGCGAAAAAAGAAGGAUGAGGAUGAGGAUGAAAAUGAUGAUGGAUGCUUAAAGGAGCCCAAGUCCUCAGGGCAGCUCAUGGCCGAGUGGGGCCUGGACGAUGUGGACUACCUGUUCUCGGAGGAGGACUACCACACGCUGACCAACUACAAGGCCUUCAGCCAGUUCCUCAGGCCACUCAUCGCCAAGAAGAACCCGAAGAUCCCCAUGUCCAAAAUGAUGACUGUCCUGGGUGCCAAGUGGCGGGAGUUCAGCGCCAACAACCCCUUCAAGGGCAGCUCGGCGGCAGCAGCGGCGGCGGCAGUGGCUGCGGCUGUAGAAACUGUCACCAUCUCCCCUCCGCUAGCCGUCAGCCCCCUGCAGGCGCCCCAGCCUGUGCCUAUCCGCAAGGCCAAGACCAAGGAGGGCAAGGGGCCUGGAGUGAGGAAGAAGAUCAAAGGUUCCAAAGAUGGGAAGAAAAAAGGCAAAGGGAAAAAGAUGGCCGGGCUCAAGUUCCGCUUUGGAGGGAUCAGCAACAAGAGGAAGAAAGGCUCCUCGAGUGAAGAAGACGAGAGGGAGGAGUCAGACUUCGACAGUGCCAGCAUCCACAGUGCCUCCGUGCGCUCCGAGUGCUCUGCAGCCCUGGGCAAGAAGAGCAAGAGGAGGCGCAAGAAGAAGAGGAUUGAUGAUGGUGACGGCUAUGAGACGGACCACCAGGAUUACUGUGAGGUGUGCCAGCAGGGUGGGGAGAUCAUCCUGUGCGACACCUGCCCACGGGCCUACCAUCUCGUGUGCCUGGACCCAGAGCUGGAGAAGGCUCCCGAGGGGAAAUGGAGCUGCCCCCACUGUGAGAAGGAGGGGAUCCAGUGGGAGCCGAAGGACGACGACGACGAAGAGGAGGAGGGCGGCUGCGAGGAGGAGGAGGACGACCACAUGGAGUUCUGCCGCGUGUGCAAGGACGGGGGCGAGCUGCUCUGCUGCGACGCCUGCCCCUCCUCCUACCACCUGCACUGCCUCAACCCGCCGCUGCCCGAGAUCCCAAACGGUGAAUGGCUCUGCCCGCGCUGUACUUGCCCCCCACUGAAGGGCAAGGUCCAGCGGAUUCUACACUGGAGAUGGACGGAGCCCCCUGCCCCCUUCAUGGUUGGGCUGCCGGGGCCUGACGUGGAGCCCAGCCUCCCUCCACCCAAGCCGCUGGAGGGAAUCCCCGAGAGAGAAUUCUUUGUCAAGUGGGCAGGGCUGUCCUACUGGCACUGCUCCUGGGUGAAGGAGCUACAGCUGGAGCUGUACCACACGGUCAUGUAUCGCAACUACCAAAGAAAGAAUGACAUGGACGAGCCGCCGCCCUUUGACUACGGCUCUGGGGAUGAGGACGGCAAGAGCGAGAAGAGGAAGAACAAGGACCCCCUCUAUGCCAAGAUGGAGGAGCGCUUCUACCGCUAUGGCAUCAAGGCAGAGUGGAUGAUGAUUCACCGAGUCCUGAACCAUAGCUUUGACAAAAAGGGGGAUGUGCACUACCUGAUCAAGUGGAAAGACCUGCCCUACGACCAGUGCACCUGGGAGAUCGAUGACAUCGACAUACCCUACUACGACAACCUCAAGCAGGCUUACUGGGGCCACAGGGAGCUGAUGCUGGGAGAAGACAGCAGGCUGCCCAAGAGGCUGCUCAAGAAGGGCAAGAAGCUGAGGGAUGACAAGCAGGAGAAGCCUCCGGACACGCCCAUUGUUGAUCCCACGGUCAAGUUCGACAAGCAGCCGUGGUACAUCGACUCCACGGGCGGCACGCUGCACCCGUACCAGCUGGAGGGCCUCAACUGGCUGCGCUUCUCCUGGGCCCAGGGCACUGACACCAUCCUGGCCGAUGAGAUGGGUUUGGGCAAGACGGUGCAGACCAUCGUGUUCCUCUACUCCCUGUACAAGGAGGGCCAUUCCAAGGGGCCCUACCUGGUGAGUGCGCCCCUCUCCACCAUCAUCAACUGGGAACGCGAGUUUGAGAUGUGGGCGCCCGACUUCUACGUGGUCACCUACACGGGGGACAAGGAAAGCCGCUCUGUGAUCCGGGAGAACGAAUUUUCCUUUGAGGACAAUGCCAUUCGGAGUGGGAAGAAGGUGUUCCGCAUGAAGAAAGAAGUGCAGAUCAAAUUCCAUGUGCUGCUCACCUCCUACGAGCUCAUCACCAUCGACCAGGCCAUCCUGGGUUCCAUCGAGUGGGCCUGCCUGGUGGUGGAUGAGGCCCACCGCCUCAAGAAUAACCAAUCCAAGUUUUUUAGGGUCUUAAACAGCUACAAGAUUGAUUACAAGCUGCUGCUGACAGGGACACCCCUUCAGAACAACCUGGAGGAGCUGUUCCAUCUCCUCAACUUCCUGACUCCAGAGAGGUUCAACAACCUGGAGGGCUUCCUGGAGGAGUUUGCUGACAUCUCCAAGGAAGACCAGAUCAAGAAGCUGCAUGACCUGCUGGGGCCGCACAUGCUCAGGCGGCUGAAGGCUGACGUGUUCAAGAACAUGCCGGCCAAGACUGAGCUCAUUGUCCGCGUGGAGCUGAGCCAGAUGCAGAAGAAGUACUACAAGUUCAUCCUCACGCGGAACUUCGAGGCGCUGAACUCCAAGGGAGGCGGGAACCAAGUGUCGCUGCUCAACAUCAUGAUGGACCUGAAGAAGUGCUGCAACCACCCCUACCUCUUUCCUGUGGCCGCCGUGGAGGCCCCCGUCUUGCCCAAUGGCUCCUACGAUGGAAGCUCCCUAGUCAAGUCUUCAGGGAAGCUCAUGCUGCUGCAGAAGAUGCUGAAGAAGCUGCGGGACGAGGGGCACCGCGUGCUCAUCUUCUCUCAGAUGACCAAGAUGUUGGACCUGCUGGAGGACUUCCUGGAGUACGAAGGCUACAAGUAUGAGCGGAUUGACGGCGGCAUCACUGGGGGCCUCCGACAGGAGGCGAUCGACAGAUUCAAUGCCCCUGGGGCCCAGCAGUUCUGCUUCCUCCUCUCAACCCGGGCAGGUGGCCUGGGUAUCAACCUGGCCACGGCGGACACUGUCAUCAUCUACGACUCGGACUGGAACCCGCACAAUGACAUUCAGGCCUUCAGCCGUGCCCACCGCAUCGGGCAGAACAAGAAGGUGAUGAUCUACCGCUUCGUGACUCGGGCCUCAGUGGAGGAGCGCAUCACGCAGGUAGCCAAGCGCAAGAUGAUGCUCACCCACCUAGUGGUGCGGCCUGGUCUCGGCUCCAAGUCAGGCUCCAUGACUAAGCAGGAGUUGGACGACAUCCUCAAGUUCGGCACGGAGGAGCUCUUCAAGGACGACGUGGAGGGCAUGAUGUCUCAGGGCCAGAGGCCGGUCACGCCCAUCCCUGAUGUCCAGUCCUCCAAAGGGGGAAACUUGGCUGCCAGUGCAAAGAAGAAGCACGGUAGCACCCCGCCAGGUGACAACAAGGAUGUGGAGGACAGCAGUGUGAUCCACUAUGACGAUGCGGCCAUCUCCAAGCUGCUGGACCGGAACCAGGACGCCACAGACGACACGGAACUACAGAACAUGAACGAGUACCUGAGCUCUUUCAAGGUGGCGCAGUACGUGGUGCGCGAGGAGGACGGCGUGGAGGAGGUGGAGCGGGAAAUCAUCAAGCAGGAGGAGAAUGUGGACCCCGACUACUGGGAGAAGCUGCUGCGGCACCACUACGAGCAGCAGCAGGAGGACCUGGCCCGCAACCUGGGCAAGGGCAAGCGCAUCCGCAAGCAGGUCAACUACAACGACGCCUCCCAAGAGGACCAGGAGUGGCAGGAUGAGCUCUCCGAUAACCAGUCAGAAUAUUCCAUUGGCUCCGAGGAUGAGGAUGAGGACUUCGAAGAGAGGCCAGAAGGGCAGAGUGGACGACGACAAUCCCGGAGGCAGCUGAAGAGCGACAGGGACAAGCCCCUGCCACCUCUUCUUGCCCGAGUUGGUGGCAACAUCGAGGUGCUGGGCUUCAAUGCCCGACAGCGGAAGGCCUUUCUGAACGCCAUCAUGCGCUGGGGCAUGCCCCCGCAGGACGCCUUCAACUCCCACUGGCUGGUGCGGGACCUUCGAGGGAAGAGCGAGAAGGAGUUUAGAGCCUAUGUGUCCCUCUUCAUGCGGCACCUGUGUGAGCCGGGGGCGGAUGGCGCAGAGACCUUCGCGGAUGGCGUGCCCCGGGAGGGCCUCUCCAGGCAGCACGUGCUGACCCGCAUUGGGGUCAUGUCACUAGUUAGGAAGAAGGUUCAAGAGUUUGAGCAUGUCAACGGGAAAUACAGCACCCCAGACUUGAUCCCCGAGGGGCCCGAGGGCAAGAAGCCGGGCGAGGUGAUCUCCUCAGACCCCAACACGCCAGUGCCCGCCAGCCCUGCCCACCUCCCGCCAGCCCCGCUGGGCCUGACAGACAAAAUGGAAGCCCAGCUGGGCUACAUGGAUGAGAAGGACCCGGGGCUGCAGAAGCCAAAGAAACCCCUGGAGGUCCAGGCCCUGCCAGCUGCCUUGGACAGAGUGGAGGGCGAGGGCAUGCACGAGAGCCCAGCCAGCAAGGAGAGAGCCCGCGAGGAGCGGCCAGAGGAGAAGGAGAAGGCCCCGCCCUCCCCAGAACAGCUGCCUAGAGAGGAGGUGCUUCCUGAGAAGGAGAAGAUCCUGGACAAGCUGGAGCUGAGCUUAAUCCACAGCAGAAGGGAUGGUGCUGACCUCAGGCCAGCAGAUGACAAUAAGGCUGAGGAGAAGGAGCCCAUUGAAACACAGCAAAAUGGUGACAAAGAGGAAGAGGACGAGGGGAAGAAGGAGGACAAGAAGGGGAAAUUCAAGUUCAUGUUCAACAUUGCGGAUGGGGGCUUCACAGAGUUACACACGCUGUGGCAGAAUGAGGAGCGGGCUGCAGUGUCCUCGGGGAAAAUCUACGACAUCUGGCACCGGCGCCACGACUACUGGCUGCUGGCGGGCAUUGUGACGCACGGCUACGCUCGCUGGCAGGACAUCCAGAAUGACCCGAGGUACAUGAUCCUCAACGAGCCCUUCAAGUCUGAGAUUCACAAGGGCAACUACCUGGAGAUGAAGAACAAGUUCCUGGCCCGCAGGUUCAAGCUGCUGGAGCAGGCGCUGGUCAUUGAGGAACAGCUCCGGAGGGCUGCCUACCUGAACAUGACCCAGGACCCCAACCACCCCGCCAUGGCCCUCAAUGCCCGCCUGGCUGAAGUAGAGUGCCUUGCCGAGAGCCACCAGCACCUGUCCAAGGAGUCCCUUGCUGGGAACAAGCCUGCCAAUGCCGUCCUGCACAAGGUCCUGAACCAGCUGGAGGAGCUGCUGAGUGACAUGAAGGCUGAUGUGACCCGGCUGCCAUCCAUGCUGUCCCGAAUCCCCCCUGUGGCAGCCCGCCUACAGAUGUCAGAGCGCAGCAUCCUGAGCCGCCUGACCAACCGUGCCGGGGACCCCACCAUCCAGCAGGGCGCUUUCGGCUCCUCCCAGAUGUACAGCAACAACUUUGGGCCCAACUUCCGGGGCCCUGGACCGGGAGGGAUUGUCAACUACAACCAGAUGCCCCUGGGGCCCUAUGUGACCGAUAUCUAGCCGUCCCCGAGACUUCCCUGUGCCGCAGCGCUCAUUUCCAGCUGAGCCACGCCUGCCGGGUCACCUGCCUGACCCCCAUGGGAGAGAAAAGCUGCCACCUUUUUAGGAGCCAGCACCACCUUGGGACAAAAAGGGAAACCGACUCAUGGCAUCACAUGGAGGACGAGGCCCAGCCCGGCGCGGCCAGAGCCCAGAAGUGCCACGUCAUCAUAAUUCAAGUGUUCUUCCACACAGUGUCGCCCCCACAACCACGCCGGACGUGCUCCCUCGCCACCUUUUCCAGACGACUCUUAGAAGAGAUUUCAUUUAUUUGUACAUCUUUUGCACUUUCCUAUUGAAGACUUGAACACAUUUGUCUUGAUAAAAGUCAGAUGACAUAUGGAAGAUUCGAACCUGCA